GUAAUUUUGAGUGUUUAGAUGCUAAGGACAGUGCUUUAUACAAAAGCACUUAUCUUAACAGCUCCAUGUGUCAUUGUUCCAGCAAGAAUUGCCAUUUUCAGUUUCAUUACUCUAUGGCUGAUAGCAGUGUUCUCAAGGCGGUACUGCUUAUUAAUCAGAAGGAACAUAUCUUGUGGGAGACCAACAUUAUGACUAAGAAGGAAUGGGUCAAAGUGGAUAUACAGCUACCAACAGGGAUGGAAAAAUUGAAGCUUAUGUUUAAAGGAACAUUCCAGACCAGGGAAGGUUUUGUCUGUCUGAAUACCAUCCAGCUCUUGGACUCUACACCAUCAGAACCACCAGGUUUCUACUCCUUAGAAAAGUUCACCAGUAGUGAUGAGGACUCAGCAGCUUGCUCUAAUGACACGGUAUGUGAUUUCGAGACUGACCUCUGUGGCUGGAAGCCACUAAGCACAGGUGAUGCUGACUGGAACAUCAGGAAAGAACAGGCUCCCCUCGGUGGGACACUCUCUAGCAGAGGUCACAGAGCUAAUACUGGACAUGGAGCAUUUCUUUACUUCAGUGGAUCACAUCAGACGAACACCAAGAUGGCCAUGUCUCAUCUGGGGAGCCCUUUCCUUGUCAAACUGUCCAGUGGGCUUUCCUGCUGUCAGGUAAGAUUUUGGUACUGGUUAUCUCCGGAUUCCCAGCUUUCUGUCUUUAAGAGAACUGCGUGGGGUGGAAGUUUGGAAAAAUUGUGUGACAUUGCAGGAUUGUCUGAGAUGCAGUGGACAAAAGUGAAUAUACCUACAGAAAGCGUAACUGAGGGUUUACCUUUUCAGAUUGUUUUACGAGCUACUAUUCUAACAAGAAAUGCUACUGUUGCUGUUGAUGACAUCAGUAUAACAGAGGAAUGUAGAGUUGUAAAUAAAUCAAUUCCAAGUGUAAACCAAGAAAGUGAAGCUGCUGUUUGUGACCUUGAGAGAGACAGCUGUGGUUGGAUUGAAACUGCAAAUGGAGAUGAUUUUGACUGGGUAAGAAGUUCCAGUAGUGCUCUUGCACCUGCUUUUCAGAAGCAAGCUCCUUUGCAGGAUCACACCCUCAACAAACCUGAAGGUCAUUUUAUAUUCAUUCUGAAAAACAGCAGCAGCAUUUCACAACUAGCUCAGCUACGAAGCCCAAAGUUCAGGCAAACUGGAUCAAAUUGCACAUUGUCUUUUUGGUAUUACAAUUAUGGACAGUCAGUUGGGGCAGCAGAAAUGCAAUUGCUUGUGGAUGGGCUGAAACAGCCUACUAUCCUUUGGAGGACAUACUACAGCGAGGGAAAUCAAUGGCUGAAGGCAGUCAUUCAGCUUGGACGUCUUCCACAUCCUUUCCAAUUAUCACUUGAUAAAAUCAGUCUGGGUAUUUAUGACGGCAUUUCAGCAAUUGAUGAUAUUAUAUUUGAAAACUGUGCUCUUCCACCUCCAGCAUUAAGUUGUGAAGAUCCCACUCAUUUCUGGUGCAGAGACACGAAAGCAUGUAUUGACAGUUUGUUGGUCUGUGAUCUUGUGGAUGACUGUGGGGAUGGAUCAGAUGAAGAUAACUGCAACCCUGACUUACAGUGCAACUUUGAAAAUGGGCUGUGCAAUUGGGAGCAGGAUGUUGAGGAUGACUUUGACUGGAUCAGAAUCCAGGGUCCAACUCCCACGGUUAAUACAGGUCCAUUAAAGGACCACACAACAGGCACAGCCAGGGGACACUACCUCUACAUGGAAUCCUCUGAGCCAUGCCAAUUCAAAGACAAAGCAGUUUUGCUUAGUCCUCUCUUCAACCCUACCAGCAACAGAACCUGCAUUUUUCACUUUCAUUACCAUAUGUUUGGAAAGCAAGUUUACAAACUAGCAGUCUUCCAGAGAACUGUGAGUAAUACCAAGGGAUGGCUGUUGUGGAACAAGUUUGGAAAUCAAGGAAACAGGUGGAUCAGACAGACACUCUAUAUCAGGAGCUCUAAGCCAUUUCAGAUCUUGGUGAAAGGUACCGUAGGAGAUGGUUUCACUGGAGACAUUGGACUUGAUGACAUGUCUUUUCUAGGCUGUACUCUUUACAAUGGAAAUUUGCCAACAAUCUCUACAACUUCUUCAGGAACUACAGUCCCUGCCACACUCCCCAUGAACAACUGCACAGAGAAAGAGUUUGUCUGUAGGGCCUCUGGCCACUGCAUCCAGAUGAUCCAGAAGUGUGAUUUUAGACCUGAUUGCUAUGACAAGUCUGAUGAAUCAACUUGUGUUAUGGAAGUCUGUGACUUUGAAGAUAGAAACCAAUGUGGAUGGUAUCAACAAGCCUUGGAACAGAUGUCAGUAACUGGUUCUAUCCAUAGAGCAAACAUAUUCAAGUGGGAACUUGGUAGAGGGACAAAUCUCUACCUUGGGCAAGAAAAAUACUGCCCAUUAAUUGAUCAUACUACGUGA
Molecule: messenger RNA, 2429 nt
Organism: Merops nubicus (carmine bee-eater)
Lineage: Eukaryota; Metazoa; Chordata; Aves; Coraciiformes; Meropidae
Gene: MALRD1
Product: MAM and LDL receptor class A domain containing 1
Exons: 14
Cellular component (GO): membrane
Molecular function (GO): protein binding
Source: RefSeq, a predicted model, not a curated record